CUGCCCUGUCUGCCACUCUUCGUGUGAACAGUCCUACAGGACGAGCACUUUCUUGCAUAGUUUUUGCUAGAGCUCCUGCCGCUUCUGUCGCUCUCAUAGAAGUAGAAACGUUGACCCUUUCGUUUCGGAACCACAGCUAAGUAAGUGCUGAAUUGUCGCGUGAAUGAAAGUCUUAAAAGUAAGUAGCUUGUUGCGGCACUCCCUCCGUCCUCCAGAAAGUCCCACAACUAUGGAUGAUAUUUCUUUUCCUUCUAAUAAUGACAUCAGGUUGAGGUUCAGGUUUACUCGUCCUUCUCUUUACUCAUUGAUUCAAGAAGACUCAACUUCGGAGGAGAUGACGAGUUGAUGUUGAUGAUUUGGUUCUUUUGCAUACAACACUACACUACGUACUGCCAGUGAAUUAAUCAAGUUUGAGUGUAUUUUUCAUGAUAAAAUCGCGGAUGGGAAUUUGUGUCUGUGCAUCACCUCUCUCAGUUGUUUGACUGAAAUUCGUGCCUUCAGUACCUGACAACGGAAAGAGAUUGAAUUUUCACAAGAUGGGUGGCUUGCUCGACAAGCCAUGCAAGGAAAAGCAGACCGAGAGCGGGUCCGGUCUGGGCAUGAAAUAUGCCGUCAGUGCCAUGCAGGUUCUUUUGAUAUUGCAACGUAAGCACAUGAUACAGUUUUGAAUUUUGACGGAAAUUUCUCUUCUCCCUCGCGAUGGUGCGCAAAAUGUUGCUACUGGGCAAUCUGUCAUGUGUAAAGACAAACGAACUGUUCAAAUAAACGGACAAAUUCAGGGUUGGCGAAGAACCAUGGAGGACGCACACAUUGCGGACUUCACGGCCUUUUUCCGCGAGAACCCCGCCGCCCUCUUCGGCGUGUAUGAUGGACAUGGGGGUAAAGACGUGUCGGAACUUGUCGCGAAAGAUUUCGCCAAAGUCUUCCGCAACCAGCAAAACAAGGUGGCGGACCUGGGCGAGGCCUUGCAGGAAACGUACCACGAACUGGAUAGAAUAAUGAACCGAGACAUGGCCUCCUCGACGAAAUACGGCGGACAGGGCUGCACUGCGGUCACCUGUGCGAUACAAGGUAGAGAUGGGACGAGUUUCGCAUCAUGACAGAUAUCGUGUGCGAUUUCAGGAUUGCAUACCCAACAAAGACAAGGCACGGUGUCUGUAUGCAAUCUUCUUUCUAUGAAGGUCCCAUAGAUACUAUUGCGAAAAUUAAAACUAACCAAUAUCAGGCAAGAAGUGCUACUUCGCGAACGCCGGUGACUCCCGUGCGAUAAUAGGGACGAAAACAGGAAAGGUCCGCGUCUUCACGCACGAUCACAAACCGAAUUCGCCCCGGGAGAGGAAACGAAUACAAGAAGCUGGCGGGACCGUGGAUUUGAUGCAGGGGCAGUACCGGGUGUGUCAGAAUUUAAACUUGAGCCGGGCCUUGGGGGAUUUGAGGUACAAGACAGCGCUAGACGAGACGGGCCCGGACAAGCAAGUGAUUGCCGGUACAAAUUUGUUUUUCCUGAAAAUAAAGGGCGUAUUGUGACUUAUUCGACUCAAUGCAGUGCUGUAGGUAGUUGCAAAGAUGCUCAUUUUCCAAAAAUGAAUGAACACGAAGCGAAAAUAAACGAAAACUAGGCCAUGCUGACAUCCUUGAGUGCACGCUGGAGCCAACCGACGACUUGCUCAUACUUGCGUGUGACGGCAUCUGGGACGUGGUCACAAACGAGCAGUGUCUCGCGUUUGUCCAGAACUUCCUGCAGGAUGACCACAGCGAGCAGAACCUGCGAAGGUGCGCCGAAGCCCUGCUGGAAAGGUGUUGCAGUCCGGAUUCGAACGUACUGCGACUUAAUACCUAACUUACUAAAAUGGGCUUCUGUAUGGACUAGCUCCAAAUUAUGCGACGAAAUCAAGAUAGCGAUACAUAGGCUGCAAAUCAUCGAUAGAAAUAUGCGUCCGUCGAGCUGCCAUUUGAUAUCCACCUCAGCAAAAGCAUCUUCAUUCCUGCAAAAAAAAAAAUCGAAAUCUACAGAUGAACAGCCUGGGCACGGACAACAUGACGGCUUGCAUCGUCAGCCUGAAGCAGGGCAGUGGCUCCGAGAAAAAGACGAAGUUCACCGGCCCGCCGCAGCUCAAGUUCGAAUUGGCUAAAUCUGUUAACUUAAAUGAUGUCGAGGUUUACAGCUUGCUUGACACCGAUCUCGUUUCUGAGGACACUGUCCCAGAUUUGUCUAGCAUAGUACCCACAGCAAGUUACAGCAAGAGCGACCCCGUGUUUCUAGCUUGCGUGCAGCAAGUCAGGAAGAGCAAGGGGGAGCAGUCACUGUUAGUAAUCAUGACACAUAAGUCUGGAGAGAAGAAGAGGGAGGGGGUAACCGGGCCGUCAAUGGAGUAUGUGUGCCUGCCCGGAGUGGCGCAGAAGAUUACACACUCAAAAGCCAGGCACGAAAUCCUGGUUUACUGAAAAUUUUUAUAGUGUUUUUUAGUUCGCGUUCGCCUGUAGCUUCGUGACAGAAUUUAGCCAAUCGAAACCCAAACCCUUGAUGCUUCCGCAGAGGCAGAGCUACGGCCGUAGUUCUGAAACUGAAAGAGUAGCGCGGAAGAGGAGGACAUAAAAAUCGCGGUAAAGCUGAAUCUGCACGCUUAUGACGCUCCUUCUGGAUCUGUCCUCUGAGUAGAAUAAGAAGCCCGUAUCUUAUUCUGCAACAGCACCGAUAUCAUGCACUUACAUACUGGCACUUAUUUGGUGUUUUUCUUGAGUGUCUGCUAGAACUGGAAGGAGUACCCCUAACCCUAUGAUGUGACAGGUGUUAGUGUAGUAGCUACGACACACUGUGGGCGUUUUCUUUUCUUGCUGCGCUCCGUGAAGAUAAAACUGUGCGACAGCAAGUAGAAGUACGUCGAAAGCGACCUCCUUUUGCAGGAGUAGAUGCGACAUGUUGAUGCGUAUCGAAGAUACAAAGUCUCUUGCUGGUCGUUGGCAACUGUGAAUAAGUGUAGUCAUGCAAUAAAAGUGAAACCUUCUUCUUGAUCCUAUCAGGGGCUGUGGUUGCAGCGGCAGCGAUGCAGGAAAGAAGCCCGAGGGCCGGGCCCGAAGACAGCGCACAAGCAGUCGGCUCUGACGGCAGAAACUGGAGCAAGCCGGCGUACUAAAAAUCUUGCGCUCUUCAUGCUCGUCUUGUUCGCGACCGGGAAGAUGAGAUAGUGAACGGGCAAGAGCAUGAGCAUCCGCAUUUUUUUCCUUUCAUCGUAAGAGGGACCAGAGCGGCCCUACAGCAGUACUAGGUCGCAAAGUUGCACUACUGCCAAAAUUUAGUCCUGCACAGGAGCGAGAUGAAGCACAUCGUGAGCCACCAGGAGAGAU
Amoebophrya sp. A120 is the source of this 3345-nucleotide messenger RNA. The record is from the annotation of a GenBank genome assembly. Lineage: Eukaryota; Dinophyceae; Syndiniales; Amoebophryaceae.